Messenger RNA from Diuraphis noxia (Russian wheat aphid), 1426 nucleotides. It is a transcript of the gene GABPI, whose product is annotated as zinc finger DHHC-type palmitoyltransferase GABPI. The record is from RefSeq and is a predicted model, not a curated record. Gene Ontology annotation, biological process: peptidyl-L-cysteine S-palmitoylation; protein targeting to membrane. Lineage: Eukaryota; Metazoa; Arthropoda; Insecta; Hemiptera; Aphididae. Gene Ontology annotation, molecular function: protein-cysteine S-palmitoyltransferase activity. Gene Ontology annotation, cellular component: endoplasmic reticulum; Golgi apparatus.
UCACGGACCACGGUCUCUCGGAAAGUUAGAAAUCAUAAGCAUCGAAAAAAGAUUAGUAUUAGGUAGUAGACAUUAGUACCUAAGUAGCACCUCACUUAUUACAACUGGUUGGUGGUGACUGCAGUCUGCWUUACGACUCGUAUUACUCUUUCAAGUAUAUUCCAAUCAAACUCAAAUGAUCAUAUUAUGAUCAUGUUAUAUAACAUUGGGAUGUGACAUUUUUAAAUUGCUACGCACAAAUGAAUCAUAACCAAUCAGAUAAUUUGCAUUGCUGUGAAUAUAUUAACAUGAACGAAGAAAAGUCUACUAUAAUAUCAGACCUUUGUAUUUGUCCACCAUUUGGAAACUGCUGUUCAAAUUUGUUGAAAUGUCCACCAUCUAGAGACAUAGAAAUAAAUGUUAUGGUGGCAAAUUUUCAAGAUCGAUUUAGAAUUCCUUGGCAGGGAGGAGCAAGACGUAUUUCUUUAGAUUCUGCAGUGCCAUUACUUCUCUUUCCGGCCUCUCUUUAUUUUGCUGCUCAAGGGUUUUGGCCAACCAUAUUAAUGUUUCCAUUGGUUACAUUGUUUCUCUAUUACACUCAUCGUACUGUCCGCAAGUACAGAGUGGCCACAAAAUUCUUUUAUGUUUGGACAUUGACAUCGGCAUCAUUAAUGUUAACUGUAUUCCAGUUUCUUGCUGUGCCUAUAUUAGACAUAAACACUAAUGAGAACAUCAUAAUUACAGUCACUAUGGUUGCCACUGCAGCUUGUUUCUAUUUUACCAAGAAACAUGCAAUCAAAUCUCAUCUGAAAUAUGAUCUAGAAAUGACAAAUGUCAAUGAAACAGACGAAAACAUAAUUUUAAUAAAUGAAACUGAAAAUAUUCAAUGCUAUACUUGUAAAAGGAGUGUACCGUCCAKAACUUAUCACUGUUUCGUGUGUAAGACUUGUGUGAUCCAACAACACAUACAUUCUUAUUGGAUAGACUGUUGCAUUGGAAAGCAUAAUAGAAAACCAUAUAUGGCUGGUCUGGUCCUUGGUUCAGUUUUGUUUACAUUCUUGUCAAAUCUCAUCUUGACUACACUGUGUCAUCCUUUCCAUGCUUUUGCAACAAUCAUGUUACCCGAUGACUGUAGUGAUGUAUAUUAUGACAUUAUGUAUGGUAUUUGUUUUGUGUCUGGGCUGUAUUGUUUUGCAGUCGGAGUAAUUUUGUUUUUAAUGUUUAUCAAUGAUAUCUAUAUGGUAUCAUUAGGAAUAACUUACCAUGAGUGGCAAGAACAAUGUAAAGAUUUUAAAGGUGAUUGUCGUUGGUUCCUAUCUAGGCACGUUAUUAGGAAUAUACUACUAAACUGGAGAGCAUUUUUCAAUAAUGUCUAAACUCUGAACCAAUAUUUCAUGUUUUUAUUUAAUAUAUAUAUAUAUAUAUGUUUUAUUAAUAAUUUCUCUCA